AUGUUCGAUUUCGACUUCUUGGCCGAGCUCCCUGCUGAUACCCCCCGCAUGGUGGCAUCGACCCUUAAUUCCAUCAAGUCCGCUAUAAGGCGUAACCUCCAGCACCCGUACAUUGUCAUCGAUUAUGUCAACCCAGAUAUUGUCGAGAGGCUUGUCGAAUCUCCGCGCCUACGUUUCCUGAAGGCGUCAAGGCUGUUUUACGAUGCAGAUCUGCGCAAACUGAUUUUAAAGAUACCCUCUACUUUUCAUGAUGCCGCCAGCAGAGCUUUUGACCACCUACUUACACGACACAUGGAAUCUUCUGGCGUCGACGAAGAGGUAGCAGAACCUCAAGGCUCGGGGCGCGUCAAGGACGGCCCCUACUCCAAGGAGCCUGACGAAUCGUAUCUCCCGGUGCGACGGAUCCCUGGUCGUGAUCCCAAGUGGCCCACCCUAGUAGUGGAAGUCGGUUACAGCGAGACUCGGGGUCGGCUGAGAGUUGAUUGCCGUUGGUGGCUUGGCCGCUCCCAAGGCCAAGUCAAAAUUGCAUUACUACUAUCUAUCGACCGGGACCGGCCUCAUAUUUUGAUAGAAAAGUGGGAAAACGGGCCUGCCACACACGGCUACAAUUUCCGAGUCCCAGGACGGCUCUCCCCACAGAAAACAGCAGCUAUCAGUGUUACCCUCGAGAAUGAUGACGCAACGAAAUACAUGGCGAUGAAGGCAUUAUUCUCCGCCGGCUGGUCCGUCGGGUGGGUGCCAGCAAUGGAUGCCGGUAAGGGCACCGCAUUCUCACUCACGAACAUGGGAAACACCGCGCUGAAGUCAGAAAAGUUUACCCCGUCGGGUCCCACCUUCUGGGUGACCCAUUCCGAUCGGAAGAACCAUCCACUCUUACUACGUCUGGGUGCCACCCGCUGCUUUGACUACAAGAGCCCCCAUGUCACCUCGGAUAUUCAGUCAGUCUUGGAACAGGAGGGAUCGGGCCCAGUCUUGCAGGGAUUUGAUACGGUGGGAAGUCAAGCAGGCUUAGGCUCGACGCAGUCGAUGGCGGCUUGUGUUUCCCCAGAUGCGACCUUUGUAUCUGUCGUUGUGCAGCAGGGUCCUCGAUUCAGGAUGCCACUGGCUACUUCGAACAGCGACGUGAAGAUCCAAUUGAAGGGGGUCCUUCACCCGAUCACGAUUCCUGCGCGGAAAGCAGAUUACGAGCGCGCAUGGAUGGCAUUUCAGUGCGCCGUUACACACUGUGGUUCGCGGUUUCAGUUCCCUUCGGUGGAGAUAUUCAAUGGAAGUGCUGAAGAGGCCAUGGACCAAGUGCUCGCGGUGUCGGGUCAUGGCCGUGGCUUGGGGAAAUGCCAGAGAACUCCUGUGGGAUCAGAGAGCCCCCGUCGGGCCGACGGGGGGACUCCGCACGGUACUGAUCCCCAUGGUGAUCCACGUAUCUUCCGCUUACUCAUUGCACAAGUGAAAGGUGCGCAUCCUGGACGAGGACCUUCCCCAGAUCCUGAAUCUCGAGAUGACGUCUGGAACCUUGAUUCUACAGGGACACUCUUGCAAGGCACCGAUUCAUUCACCAACCAGAAAACGCUGAUGAUGGUCGCUACUGGACCUACGGACGGCCCAGAUCCCAACGGGCAUGUCGAAAUUGCGCCCGGGCCAAGCAACGUUGGUGUGACGGAAUCGCAAGACACUGACCCGGCGUCGGCGUCUAUGCUUGAUUCGUUGAGCGGUGACGGCCAUGACAUGCUUAGCCAGCAUCAUGUGGAGAUGCCUACUAUCGCAUUAAGCAUGCGGGCCACUAACGAAGCAGAUCCAUGGCCACUAGAUAUUACUGCACCUGAUGGUCCGGAGCCGAAUCAAGGGGCCCAAAAUACGCCGUUUGCCAACGUUGGCGACCAUGCAAUUGACCUUUUUCCUCUAACCAGUCAGCAAGAUAUCAAUGAGCAAUCAGGCACCUCACAGAGUGCUGAAACUACGAUCGAUCAAGCAUGUUCCUCGUUAAGCAACGCAGACUCUUCCUCAAGCAACUGCAACCUUGUUGCGAAUCAGACAAGAUCGGCUUCAAAAAAGUGCAGCUGUAUUCGGUUUCCGGAGAGGCUCCCGGAAGAUGAUGAAGUUGUCGCAGCUGAGGAUUUUGGUCACACGGCAAAAAUCCCCGAGACAACAUAUGAACUGCUGCUAGGCUUUUGGAGAACCCAGCAAUGUGUCCAAUGCAAAGCCACUUGCCAAGAUACUUCCUUUAUCAGCCAAGCUCUUUUGAAUGCCAUGAUCCAGCUGUAUCAUGAGCAUUUUGACCCGUGGAUGCCCUUUCUGCAUCCUUCUGUAUUUGAAGAUGGUAACGUACCUUGGAUCCUUGUUCUGGCCGUGGCAUCUGUCGGCUGUCAGCACUCUGAUAUAACAAAUUCCGAAGUCUACCUUCUUGGGCUGCGUGGCCUUCUGCAAAGAGCUUUGAACACGACCGUAUACUACUAA
Molecule: messenger RNA, 2451 nt
Organism: Aspergillus affinis
Lineage: Eukaryota; Fungi; Ascomycota; Eurotiomycetes; Eurotiales; Aspergillaceae
Exons: 6
Coding region: 1-2451 (816 amino acids)
Source: RefSeq, a predicted model, not a curated record